AUGGACCACACCAACCCCCUUGCUCCACAGGCUGGCAGCACCAGUGAGAUGGCCCAGGCCGAUGACAGCGAGGCGACCGACACCGGUCGUCAGGUACUGAGCAAAGAGGUCUCUGAAGAGACUGUUGCCUUCAUGGUUGAUGUUUCUCGCCAGCUCUUCCCGCACCACUUGCGAGUGAACCACGCAACCGCGGCAGUGACUACUCUGAAAGAGUAUCACUUCACCCUCUUGAUGAGGGAAACCUUUGAGUCAUACGCCACGGACCGCCUCCAGGACUUUGCGGACAUCCGCAUCUCCCUUCACGAGUUCCUCCAGGAGGACCCCCAGCACAAGCCGCUGGCAGAGCGCUUCUGCCGUCUCAUGGGCCUCUGGCUUCUGGAUGGACACAACAGGCGCCAGCAGGAGAUGUUGGAGUCAGAGCAGCGAAUGAUUCGUCAGAGGGAGGAGCGGAAGACCAAGGCUGGGAACAAGAAGAACGCCAGGAACAACUAG
This is a messenger RNA of Diaporthe batatas, 492 nucleotides long. RefSeq lists its product as uncharacterized. The record is from RefSeq and is a predicted model, not a curated record. Bases 1 to 492 code for a protein of 163 amino acids. NCBI's taxonomy places the organism in Eukaryota, Fungi, Ascomycota, Sordariomycetes, Diaporthales, Diaporthaceae. The transcript is spliced from 2 exons.